This is a messenger RNA of Diaporthe amygdali, 1065 nucleotides long. RefSeq names its product spergillopepsin. Lineage: Eukaryota; Fungi; Ascomycota; Sordariomycetes; Diaporthales; Diaporthaceae. The coding region runs from base 1 to 1065 and encodes 354 amino acids. Gene Ontology annotation, biological process: proteolysis. Gene Ontology annotation, molecular function: glutamic-type endopeptidase activity. The transcript is spliced from 3 exons. The record is from RefSeq and is a predicted model, not a curated record.
AUGAAUCAAAACCAGGCUGCUGGAAUUUGGGCAGGCUUGCAGAGGCUGUACCGAAAUAAAGUCUUUCCGAGCUCAUCAUACCAUGAAGUGGCCACAACAACAGGUUCAGAUUCUGAUGAUGAGCUGCCCGUCGCCAAAGAAGGCCGCAUCCGUCCAAUGCGGCAUGUCAAGCCCUACAGGGCCAUGAUUGUCUCAUUUCUGAUUGGCUUCGCCUUCGCCAUUUCAGUCGGCGGCAUUUUGGUCUAUCUCACAGCGAUUGAUCGGUGGGAAAAUGCAAAUGACAAUUGCGUUGUCUCACACCCAGCCCCGAGUCCAAGCCCAGCGGCGAGCAUCUUCAAGCCAACAAAGCUCAACCCAGCGCCGAGCAAAGAUCCGACUCAAAGCGUGCCAGUAAAUUACAGUCGGAAUUGGGCUGGCGUUGCCUUGUCUUCGCCACCGCCGGACUCAUCACGCUUUGCAGCUACUCUGGCCACCAUCACGCUCCCCCGACAUCCUCUCCUUGCCCACAACACGAGUGGCCCCCGAGUUGAGCCAUGGAGUGCUUCAGUAUGGGUCGGCCUUGAUGGCGAGUCCAGCAAGCAGGCUAUUCUGCAAACCGGCGUGGACAUGCUAUUGUACCCGUCCGGCGCCGUGAGCUACAAAGCAUGGUACGAGUGGUGGCCCGACAGGACGCGGCCAUUCCCUCUCGAGCACGCCCUGGAGCCAGGAGACACUCUCGAUCUGGAAGUGGUCAUGUAUAAUGGGACGCACGGCAAGGCGACUGUGCGCAAUCGAAACAAGAAUGAGACGAUUGACCAGUUCCUCAACGCCCCGACAAGCUCUGCCCAGUUGAAGGGCCUGAAUGCGGAAUGGAUCAUGGAGGACUUUUGGCUGGUUGAGGACGGCAAGAAUGUGCCACUGGUAGAUUUCGACCAGUUCGAGAUGGUUAACUGCCGUGCAUAUACUGACACGCAGAAAAUGGUCACUGCGGCAGAAGGUCAGGUCUAUUGGAUGAAGCAGGAUGCUUUACUUCGGACUCAGGUGGCUGUUGAGGACACAACGGUGUCAUUCUUUUACGUACAGUGA